AAACCUCUUUCGCUAGCGACAACGAGAAAGCAAGAAAAUCCUGUGAACACAGCCCAGAAAAUGGCAAGCAAAAGUUCAACCAAACCAGACGGAGAAGCUACAACGGAGGAAGUGCCAGGGUCGAUUAAGACAUAUACAGAAGAAGAAAUAAAUACCUUCAAAGACAACAUGGCCUCUGAAAACACGAAAAAGAGUGCGCCGCUUGCAAUCGUGGUAUUAGAAAAGAACAAAACAGAGCUGAAAUUGAACAGCAUUUCUAAAACAUUUUAAGGUACUUACCUUAUAUUAAUCGCGAUGUUAAACUUUUAGUGCUUUCGCUUGGACACUUCAUUUCUUUCAGUUUUGCCACCGACGAGGUAAAA
Porites evermanni is the source of this 362-nucleotide messenger RNA. The record is from the annotation of a GenBank genome assembly. NCBI's taxonomy places the organism in Eukaryota, Metazoa, Cnidaria, Anthozoa, Scleractinia, Poritidae.